GCUGGGGUCCGGGUGGGCGCGGAACUACAGCCACGUGGCGGGCGGGAGACCCUGCAGAUGCGGUGGGUGUGGCUCGUGGCUCCCCUGAGGGUGCUGAGCGAGCUCUCCCGGGUUGCCUGAAGCCGGGCCUCGCAGGAAGGCUGGGGGUCGAGCGAGCGGAGUGGAGACCGGGCGGCGGGACGAAGACACGUGGCUCUCCUGAAGCGCUAGUCGGGCGCCGCCGAGCUCCGUUUGCCGGAUCCUGAAUCUUUCCCGCGUACACCAGCUUGCUUUGAUCCAUGAAGCCCCCAGGAGGAGAAUCGAGCAAUCUUUUUGGAAGUCCAGAAGAAGGUGUUCCUUCAAGCAAACCUAAUAGGAUGGCAUCUAAUAUUUUUGGACCAACUGAAGAACCUAAAAACAUACCGAAGCGGACAAAUCCUCCAGGGGGCAAAGGAAGUGGUAUCUUUGAUGCAUCGACUCCUGUGCAGACUCGACAGCGACUGAACCCACCUGGCGGGAAGACUAGUGACAUAUUUGGGUCCCCAGUCACUGCCACUGCACCCCUGGCACACCCAAACAAGCCCAAGGAUCAUGUUUUGCUAUGUGAAGGUGAAGACUCUAAAUCGGACCUGAAAGAUACAACAAACUUACCCCGAGGAGAGCAGAGCGAGAAGGGAAGCUCAAAAGAAGCAGACCAUGCCAAGAUAACAGAGCCCACACCUACAGUUGACAGUCAUGAGCCCAGACUGGGACCGCGGCCUCGGUCCCACAACAAGGUCCUGAACCCACCAGGAGGCAAAUCCAGCAUCUCCUUCUAUUGAGAGGCUCCUCCUCUGCCUGUACUCAGACCGGAAACUCA
Molecule: messenger RNA, 838 nt
Organism: Alexandromys fortis (reed vole)
Lineage: Eukaryota; Metazoa; Chordata; Mammalia; Rodentia; Cricetidae
Gene: Jpt2
Product: Jupiter microtubule associated homolog 2
Exons: 5
Coding region: 279-800 (173 amino acids)
Cellular component (GO): nucleus
Source: RefSeq, a predicted model, not a curated record